AUGGAGGUGGAGAGUCCGAGGGGGGGGGGGGGACUCUGGUACAACAACAUGAGAGGGCUUUCAUUAGCGAGCCAAUGUCUUGACCCGACUAAGAGGCUGGGUGGAGCAGAGGGGAGAGGAGGGAUUUGUUGGCGGGUACGGGUGCGAGAGGCUAUGCCAGUGGGUUUAGGUGGUGGAGGAGGGGAGGGGGCAUGGGUUGGUGAAGAGGGAGCACGAAGUGGUGGGGAGGGUCGAUGGGAUGGAGGGGAGGGUUCACGUGGUGGUGAAGGGACAGCUGAAAGUGGGGAGGAAGAGGGGUUGGUGGGGUCGGGGAGUAUGGCAGAGAGGUUGGGGUCGGGGUUUGGGGUGAAGGGAGUUGGGUCUCGGGGAGGGUGA
Messenger RNA from Humulus lupulus (European hop), 375 nucleotides. RefSeq lists its product as uncharacterized. The record is from RefSeq and is a predicted model, not a curated record. NCBI's taxonomy places the organism in Eukaryota, Viridiplantae, Streptophyta, Magnoliopsida, Rosales, Cannabaceae. The coding region runs from base 1 to 375 and encodes 124 amino acids. The transcript has a single exon.